Porites evermanni is the source of this 381-nucleotide messenger RNA. The record is from the annotation of a GenBank genome assembly. NCBI's taxonomy places the organism in Eukaryota, Metazoa, Cnidaria, Anthozoa, Scleractinia, Poritidae.
AUGGUAACAAGGGAUGUAGCUCCCACAUCAGACCCAAUAGCAGGACCUUCCUCAUUGCCAGGUAAGCCUCUUUACAUUACACCAAAAAUUCUACUAGAUCUGGCAUGAAGCACAAGUAGGUGAUAUCUUCACUUUCUCUAUUUGAAGUUGCUGUUCCGAUUUGCAAUGUUUUAGAGUUACAUUGAUGUUUAUAAUAUUUAUGCUACACACUUUUCACAAAAUAAAUUGGCACAUGGUUUUUCUUUCUUAGCAGUGCCAGACCAGACAGAGAGACAACCAAGAGGGCAAGCUAUAAGGGCACGUCCAGUCUGUUCUGACUGCAAGAACCCAAUGAGAGGACACAAUUUUGUCACAGACUGUCCCAGAAAUAGGAGAACCUAA